UAAUUUCACACAAUGACGAUGCCCUGGCCCCGAAUGGAAUGGAAACAAUAACUGGCCAUUGUGGCAGGUUAACUAUAAAUGCCGGCGGCCGGUCAAUAGGUACAACAGUCGAUGAAGAGAAGGUAUUGAAGUUACUUCAAUAUCUCUGUAUAUAUAUCACAUUACAUCAUAAAGUAACCAGUCAAGAGUCAACCGACAAUAUGAAGAUCCAUGGAGGAGCUGUAGUUUUCGUAGUCGUAGUGGCAUCACUUUUCUCUCCAGGAAUGGCCACAUUUGGCAAACUGAAUGUUCUUUUGGGUGGCGCUGCUGGCGGCUACGGUGGUGCAGUUGGUGGUUAUAGUGGCGGCUACGGUGGCGGCUAUGGCGGUGGAUAUGGUGGCUAUGGAUCCGGUUAUGGCUACGGCUCCGGCUAUGGCUAUGGAGGCGAGAAUGUUGUUAAAGUGAUUAAGGUAUCCGUAGUGCCAGGCGGCGGUUAUGGAGGUGGAGCAUAUGGCGGCGGUUAUGGCGGUGGUUAUGGAUCUGGCUAUAGCACUGGCUUUGUAGCAGCUGCCCCAGCCAUUUCCACAUCGGCUGUGGUAACACCGGUGGUCACUUCCGUCUCCACGCCUGUCAUCGGCGGUGCUGGAGCUGGCUUUGUGGGUGGCAGUGGAUUUGGCGGUGGACUUAUUGGCGGAUAUGGUGGCGGAUACGGUGGUGCUUACGGUGGCGGAUUUGGAGGAGCAUCUUUGCCGGCUUCUUAUGGCUUUGGAUCUGGUUAUGGUGCUGGCGGUGGUUUUGGUUUGGGCUUUGGUGUCCCAGCACCCACAGCCUUGGGUUUGGGCCCAGGUCUCUGCUAGUUCCUCAAGCUGUAUAUAUUAAUUUUCUUCAUUUUUUUUUUCAACGAAAUCUUUAUAAAGA
Drosophila willistoni is the source of this 897-nucleotide messenger RNA. RefSeq names its product glycine-rich cell wall structural protein. The transcript has a single exon. The record is from RefSeq and is a predicted model, not a curated record. NCBI's taxonomy places the organism in Eukaryota, Metazoa, Arthropoda, Insecta, Diptera, Drosophilidae. Bases 39 to 836 code for a protein of 265 amino acids.